AUGGCGCUUAUUCAGAAGCACGCAGUGACACCGUCCCAUCCUUCCAUUCGAAAAUGGAGACACCGAGCCCAGUCUAGUUGCAUGAAGAAAAAUACCACGGUACUGUUACUCUUGGAUUUUAUUCAAUUGAACACCCUGGCAGAAAAAUAUGGAGAAGAUCUUAUCAUACUUGGAUUUCCUUGUAACCAAUUUGGACAUCAGUGUUAUGAAAAGGAUUUUGAACUCCUCAACACGUUAAAGUAUGUAAGACCUGGUGACGGUUAUGCUCCCAAGUUUCAACUAAUGACAAAAUCAGUUGUGAAUGGCGACGAGCAAGAGGCCUUAUGGACGUUUUUGAAAGACUCUAUUCCCUAUCCAUGCGAUGAUCGUGGAGGAACGGGUUCGGAUUUUAUCUAUAAAACACAACCUAAUGAUAAACCUAUACAAUGGUCGCCAGUGCGUCGAAAUGAUGUUUCUUGGAACUUUGAAAAAUUUUUAAUUGAUAAAGAAGGAGUGCCAUUUAAGAGAUACUCGCCAAAGUUUGAAAAUAAGGACAUAGUCCCCGAUAUUGAUUCACUUCUAAACAAGUGA
This is a messenger RNA of Bathycoccus prasinos, 570 nucleotides long. RefSeq names its product glutathione peroxidase. Gene Ontology annotation, biological process: response to oxidative stress. NCBI's taxonomy places the organism in Eukaryota, Viridiplantae, Chlorophyta, Mamiellophyceae, Mamiellales, Bathycoccaceae. The transcript has 2 exons. Bases 1 to 570 code for a protein of 189 amino acids. The record is from RefSeq and is a predicted model, not a curated record. Gene Ontology annotation, molecular function: glutathione peroxidase activity.